Messenger RNA from Tigriopus californicus, 2349 nucleotides. RefSeq lists its product as uncharacterized. The transcript has 2 exons. The record is from RefSeq and is a predicted model, not a curated record. The coding region runs from base 406 to 2040 and encodes 544 amino acids. Lineage: Eukaryota; Metazoa; Arthropoda; Copepoda; Harpacticoida; Harpacticidae.
ACUGAAAUCCCUGACCGACGACCAGAAGCCCCGUGUUUCAUGGAAAUUUUCCCGUGCCUCCUGUUUUCCUUCGUCAUCGACCGUUUGGAGGGAGUUCUUGAUACGUUUGCGGGAGUUGGAUUUAUGUGUUCAGAUGUCGGGCCAAUUCAACCAUACGUAAGCUUCAUAUACAGAAAUACUGGGAAAGAAAUUUAUAAAGUCUCCAACCGCACAAGGAUCAGAUUCAGUGUGUGAACGUGGUUUCCUGAGAUCACUUGUGGUUCGAGUCGCUUUAUUUAUUGCCAAUAGAUUGUUGGAUCUGUCUCUUGGUCGUCGUUUGUCAACUUGACCAGUGCCAUCAUCUCUGUCUUCGACCAGUUCGAAAUCAUUGUGCUACCUAGACUCUUUAAUUCAUUCUUGCUGAAUAUGAUUAUUCGAAGAAAGACUGCAAACAUCAAUCAUCUGAGAUGGACCCAGGCUUUUAUCAUAGGGGUCCUUUGCCUAUUCAGCAUCGAGCUAUCUACUACAGAAGCAGAGACCUUGGUAAACCCAAGGGCCAAAGCCCAUGCUCGAAGGCAGCGGAAUAUUCAUGAUUUCUUAGAAGGCGGGGAUCACAACCAUGAUGGAGCCAACCAGUUAGAUGCGGAUGAUCCGGAUUUCUCGGGUGUGGUAGAUUUCAGCAACGCCGAACCAGGCCCAGGGGGAUCCUGGUGCAUCACCAAGACCAAAUAUGUGGAUCAUAUGGUCAAGGAUCAAAUCAAGGAGUGCUGGCAUCAAAAUAUCACUCAGUGCCACGACACUUACGUGACCGAAUUUCUGCCCAGCCAAGAGCAGAAAUGUGAGGAAACAUUCUGGAAGUCGUGCAAAAUCGACUUCAGGGAAAUGCCUUACAACUAUACCAUGAAGAGCUGCCACACCCCACUCAUGAAAAUCUGUGAUCAAGAUGCCGCGUUUGGCAAGCCUGAAAUCGUUUGCAAGACCUGGUUUGAGUCCGAAUGCAAUACAACAUAUACAGAGACCACUCCCAACGUGGAAGACAAGCCCAACACGUGGUGUAAGAAGGUGCCAAGAAAGAUUUGUGCCCCAGAUAACUGCAAGAUGGUCCCAGGGCCAGAAGAGUGCCACGAUAAAACCCUUGUGUCCACAAUUGAAAAACCUACAGAGUUGUGUGAUCUCCAACCCACUCAGCAUUGUCGACUCAUCACCAAACUCACUCCUCAUCUUCUCUCCAAAGAAGUGUGCAAAAACAUUCCCAAAGAGGUCUGCCAUUUGGCGCUGACUGCCCCCAAACAGAUCAAGAAACCUCUGACAUUAAAAUGGUGCACGAGAAAGGGUGGCUCAAAUGGGCAAGGCCAGCGAGCUCCCCAAGCAAACAAUAACAUUCCAACCUAUACUAGAAAACCAAGCUAUCUUCCACCUCCACCUCCUCCAUUACCACAAUCCCAAAACAAUCAAAGAGGAGUGCAAGUGAACUUGAACUCCAAUUCGGGAAGCAGCAGCAACAACAACAACAACAACAUCAUCAGCAACAAUAAUAAUAACAACAACAAUAAUAAUAAUUUCAUCCCGCAACCUACCUACGGAUCUCCCUCUCGCCAGCCAAUCCAGAACUUUCAGCUCGAUAACGCAGCGUAUGCCAGCUCUCCGGAAGUUCAGGUCACGAAAUUCAAACCUCGUCCUCAAGAGCGCGAUCGACCCAAUGCUUUUCAACCGGUUUACCAAGAGCAAGCCAGGCCAGCAGCUAGUAUUCGAAACCGUCAAACCAUUCAAUUGCCCGACGUAUUCCGAGAGGAGCUGAUCAAAGUGAUUUCAGAGGAGGAAUUAGAACGCGCAUUGGCCGCAGAGGAGAUCUCAAUAAUUGAUGAAUCCGUUGAAGAGGAUGAGAGCCAGAGCGAGGAAGACAUUCCCAAAGUAGUGAUCCCUCCUCCUUCCCACUUGAACGAGAGACCGCCCAUAUUUUCGGCUUCAAUUACUGAUGAAGUGGAUUCAACCGGUCCGGGUCUCGGUUCUUUUGGUAGUUUUGCCAAUGUCAACUCAGGGGGCGAAGAAUAUCUGGGGUGAAUCAAACAGCUGACUACCCUACAGCCUACUUCCUGAAGAGUAGCCAAUCAUCCGAUGUUGUUACCCUAGCUCUAGUCCAAAGAAACUAGUCAUUCAAGGUGUAUGACCGACCAAUGUCUCCCAUACAGCUCGUUCUGAGUUGUAAACAAUAAUAUCCCCAAUUUCAUUCACACUUGACAACGAGAUACUUUGUUAUUAAUAUGAAUUGUUUCAUAUACAUUGCGUUCGUGUUACACCUCACUUGUGCUUUAUCCUUGUCACAGAAAAUAAAGCCUGAAGUAAAGAAACUGGCACCAACAAAUCACUGCU